Messenger RNA from Larimichthys crocea (large yellow croaker), 4474 nucleotides. It is a transcript of the gene rfx1b, whose product is annotated as regulatory factor X, 1b (influences HLA class II expression). Gene Ontology annotation, biological process: regulation of transcription by RNA polymerase II. Gene Ontology annotation, cellular component: nucleus. The record is from RefSeq and is a predicted model, not a curated record. Gene Ontology annotation, molecular function: DNA-binding transcription factor activity, RNA polymerase II-specific; RNA polymerase II cis-regulatory region sequence-specific DNA binding. Bases 179 to 2716 code for a protein of 845 amino acids. NCBI's taxonomy places the organism in Eukaryota, Metazoa, Chordata, Actinopteri, Sciaenidae. The transcript is spliced from 18 exons.
GUAGCAACAGUUGCCCCGGUGAAGGCAAGGCGCCAUAGUCACGGUAGUCCUGGCGACAAGAACCAAGCAACGGGAGUCAACAAUAACAACCUAAAUCUAAGGAAAAAAAACUUGAACGACUAAAAAAGGACAAUACUGGGAUAAACUAGAGAACUAGUUACACAAAGCAAGGGUUGCCAUGGCAACUUCUGGAUACUCAGAGGACCUUCAGCCUCAGCAGGCCAACACGGUAACCAUAGCAACACCUGCUGCCACCACACCCUCAUCGGCAAAGACUGCACACUUCUUGCCGGAGAUCCCACCAACUUCUGGAACCAUUGCAUCAGCGAACCAAUCAGCCACCUCCUCCAAAACGGGACAGGAUGCACUUUGUUCUCAAGCACCGCCCACCCAGGCCCAGAGCCAGAAGGCAGUGGUUCUGACCACUCCCACGCAGCACUAUGUAAACCCUGAAAUCCAGCACUCUGCAGUCCAGAAGAGUAAUGGUCAGGGCAACUCACCCCAGUACAUCAUAGUAACUGUUACAGAGGGCUCUGUUCACUCCAACGACAGUCUGUCAGACUCCAGCCCACCUGCCCCUGGUGUCCCUACUCAGGUGGUCCAACCAGUGCAGACCACCCAGCAGCAGAGAUCAGUGUUGCAGGCAGCCAAGAGGAUUCAGACUGGCCACAUCAACAACCUCCAGUCUGUUCACAUUAACCCGGAGGUGGAGCAUGUGUACUCUGGCCAGGUGUAUGUGGAUGGAGGAGGCGACACGACUUUUACCACAUCCACCAUUCGAUCGAGCAGCUACCCGUUCUCCGACUCACCCCUCUACUCCCAGACCCCUCCCGCCUCCUCUUCCACCUACUACGAGGCCACACCCAGCUCUGAGUCAGACAUCACUGGCUCUGUGACCUCGCAGUCGGUUUCUGUGGCAACAGCAGGAGCAAAUAGCGGAGGAGCUGCUGCGGGCGGAGGGGGCUAUGUCAUUCAGGGAGGUUAUGUGUUAGGAGGGGGAGGAGGAGCAGGAGCAGGAGGAGGAGGAGGAGGAGGACAGAGUUAUUCCAGCCCUAACUCUCGUGCCCCACCUGCUACGGUGCAGUGGCUGUGCGACAACUACGAGGGGGCAGAGGGGGUGAGUUUGCCUCGCUGCACCCUCUACUACCACUACCUGCUGCACUGUCAGGAGCAGAAACUAGAGCCUGUUAAUGCUGCAUCCUUUGGCAAACUCAUAAGAUCUGUCUUCAUGGGGUUGCGUACACGGAGAUUAGGGACCAGAGGGAACUCAAAGUACCACUACUAUGGUCUGAGGAUCAAAUCUGGUUCCCCUCUGCUCAGACUGAUGGAUGAACAACAGCACAUGGCGAUGAGGCAGCAGCCUUUCUCACAGAAAAACAGGAUAAAACCAGUUCAGAAGACCCAGGGGAUCACCAAUGGGACAUCAGGUGGGCUGGGUCAGCAGCAGGGCACGGCACUCUGCGAUAUUUCUGCACAGGUGCAACAGUAUCAGCAGUUUCUGGAAGCAUCAAGGCCACUGCCAGACUUUGUGGAUGUUGAUCUGCAAGAUCGAACUCUGCCGGAUGGGAUCCUUAUAGAACACCUCAAGGCCUUUCAGACUCUCUACAGAGAACACUGUGAGGCCAUUCUGGACGUGAUGGUCAACCUUCAGUUCACUCUUGUGGAGACACUGUGGAAAUCCUUCUGGAGGUUCAGCCAGAGCAGUGACGCAGAGUCACUCAACCUGCACAACGAGUCUGAGAAGCGUCUGCCCAAAUCGUGCCUGGUGGUGCUGUGCAAGUACGAGCCGGUGCUGCACUGGACGAAGGAGUGCGACAACCUGCUGUACCAGACUCUGGUGGAGAUGCUCAUCCCUGAUGUACUGAGACCCAUCCCUAGUGCCUUAACUCAGGCCAUCCGGAACUUUGCCAAGAGUCUGGAGAAUUGGUUAACAGGCGCCAUGAUGAAUAUCCCAGAAGAGAUGGUUCGCAUAAAGGUUGUGUGUGUAGGCUCCUUCUCUCAGACGCUGCGCCGCUACACCAGCUUGAACCACCUUGCCCAGGCAGCCCGUGCCGUCCUCCAGAACUCUGCCCAGAUCAACCAGAUGCUCUCAGACCUCAACCGGGUUGAUUUCACUAACGUACAGGAGCAGGCAUCCUGGGUGUGUCAGUGUGAAGACCGUGUUGUACAGCGGCUGGAGCAGGACUUUAAAAUGACUCUGCAGCAGCAAAACUCUCUGGAGCAGUGGGCUACCUGGCUGGACAGUGUUGUCUCUCAGGCACUAAAACCCUACGAACACAACCCUGUCGCCCUGCCGAAGGCUGCCAAGGUCUUCCUGCUCAACUGGUCCUUCUACAGCUCUAUGGUAAUCCGGGACCUCACUCUGCGCAGCGCUGCCAGUUUUGGCUCUUUUCACCUGAUCCGUUUGCUGUAUGAUGAGUACAUGUACUACCUGAUAGAACACAGGGUAGCCCUGGCUAAAGGAGUGACGCCCAUUGCGGUCAUGGGAGAAUUUGCCAGCACCAUCAAGAGCCGGAUCUCUCCAGACCUGGAGAAAGAAGAAGAAGAGGACGAUGAGGAAGAGGAGAGCGAGGACGAGACUGGAGAUCUGGUGCUGCAGUCCAGCUCUCUGAGUGCGGUCGACGAGGAGAAGGAGCCGAUGGAGCCGCCUGCCAAGCAGCCCAGGACGAGUUUAAAUCUGCACAGUCUGACUGAGACGCACAGCACACCAACUUAGUCAUUCAUUUGUAUACUUAUGACACACACACACACUUACUUUACACGCAUUUUUGCUUUAAGUUUAAUAUCAUGUCAUCCCAUUCUGUCAUCCUGUGUACGCUUCUGGUUUGCAAACAGAUUAUGUGAGUGUGUGUGUGUGUGUGUGUGUGUUGCAAGCAUGUGAGAAAGUGGCAGAGCCUAAUUGCCAAUUUUUUAUCAUGUACUUUUGUGCCACCAUUCUUUUUCUCUUUGCCUUCUCCUGAUCAUUUACGGCCCUUUCCUUGCUCCCUGUGCCUUCCCUGUCCAUCCAGUGGCUGGAUGUCAGUAGCCACUAAGUAUUCUUGAAUCCCUCCUGCCCCGCCUUAACCACUGACCUUAUUGCUGUGGAGAGAUGAUAAGACUCCAGUGUUUUUCAUUGUACUCUAUACUCAAAAAUAUCACUCACCUUGCCUUUUAAAAACAAUGACUAUGCAGGGGAGCUGGACUUUAAUGAAUGGCAUUGUCUGAAAUAUACAUUUUUUUUUUUUAAACCUCAGAGUAGCAUCUGGAAUGAUACUGCACCAUAGAUUUUUGUUGGCACGUGGAUGUUGAUUAACAGCUAUUUGUGGAUGCCAUAUUUUGCUUUUGUCUUUUCCUUGUGAAUUUGGCCAAUUAACUGAUACCCUGUGCCUUUGAGAGAUUUCUAGCUUGAAAAAAAGCUUGUAUUCUAUAUAUUCUGUGUCGGUGGAUUAAUAAAUGAAGGUCCUGUGAAGUAGUCUUGGUGUUGUCAUGAACUUUUAUUAGCUGUGGGGAAAAAAAAGAAAAGAAAAACAAAUCGGAGAUGGUGACAGUCAAGCCUCGUUGUGAUGAUUCUGCUCAGUUUGCUGUACCUCAUCCAUCCAUCCUUUUUAUCCAUCCAUUCUUUCAAGCUCAUAAUGUCUCUUUUACACGCACACACACACACACACAGUCUGGACAGAUGGCUCAAGCGCUACCCCACCACACAAACCUUCAUAGAUGCAGUGCAACCUGAACGGGCCACAGGACAAGGCCAAAGCUUAUCCCACCCAAUCAAGCAGCACUUACUACACUGUAUCCAUGGCAACCUUUGUGCCAGUUAGAUGUACAGCUACAGCGAUCUCAAAGUUUUUUGUAGUGUAAAAGUAGAUGUUUAUUUUCUGGGUAUCAAUGUUGAACAUUUUGUAGAUAACCUAUAUUAUGUACCUUUUGUGAACACUGUCAUAUAUCCAAACUAUUUGUAUGUUGUUUAACCAUUAUUGCCUUAAGAAAUAUGUCGUGGUAUGUCCACCAUCCAGAUUAUUGAGCUAUAUUUUUAUUGUGAUGAUGAUGAUGAUGAUGAUGAUGGACCAAGCAUGUAAAUCUUGUGACUUUCUAGAUGAACCCUUUCCAAAGAGCACAUGCUCAACCAGCAGCCUCUCAUGCGGCAUGUGCAGAUGUUGACUUUACUGAGUGUUUACAGGCUGAAAGGAGACAAAAUAGAAAUUAAAAUGGUUGUAGUGGGAUGUCCUUCAGUAUGGUCUGACUACCCAGAUCCCACCAAAGAGCACUAAAUCGAGAACAAGGGUAUAUUUACAAAUUCUGACUUGAAACUUAAAAUCAACUGCUUACUGCCAUGUCACUAUUAUAAGAAAACAAACUGUCCUUAGCUUGUGCUGCUGAACCUUUUAUAAAAAAGGUCCUCUUGAUGUUCUUCUGAAGACCUUUGUACUCAAUUCUGUGAUCAACGUUUGUAGCUUUAUUCUCAUUGUUAACUAAAAGGAUGUAAUUGCUCUCAAAA